GGCUUCACUCCGAGGCUCUCAGGAUCGUUCUCCUCGACGGCACGGGCUGCACGGUGGAUGCGCGCUUUCUCAGGGAAGGUGAGUUCGUCGAUGUUGGUGGCAUCGUCCCUUUUCCGUGCCAUUUUGCGAGGAUUUUGGACAGGAUUCCGGCGAUCUCCGCGUUCCCCGGCGAGGGCGUGUCGGUACACGUUGCGGGGCCGUCACGUACGGGGACUAGGGCCACCGCGGUACACGGGCACGAUCGCACGCCCCUGGGGGCGCGUCGCCGCCCACCUCCUGUGACAGAUGGACCCGGAGUCCUUGGGCACGCGCCGGCCCGCCAUGGCCCUGAUGCGCGACACGUGGGGGGAGGCGCAUCCGACCGCCAUGAGCGCAGCGGACCUAGGGUUCCCGGGGGCGCUGCGGAUAUAAAUCACGCAUCCGCCGCCCCCUCCCCCAUUUUGGAUCUGGACGAGGGUUUCGCUCACUUCUGGAGCGCUCCGCCUCCUGUCAGAUCUAGGGUUCGUCAAUCCUUCGUCUGGUGGGAAGGCAAAAUCUAUGGUGAUAGCAGAUCCUUUGCGCAAGUAGUUGCUUCUUCCCACCCCACAAAUCCACCCGUUCCCCCUAGAGCUGCUGAGAUGAGAGGAGAGGGCUUCGGUGCGGGCCGCCAUGGCCGCGGGGCUGGUCGCUUCGACCGCGGUCGCGGUCGCGACCGUGAAUUCGACCAUGUGUGGAAGCGCAAGCCGGAGACGGUGCAUUCGUCCUCAACCAGAGCUUCGGGAUCUGCCGGGUCCGGAUUCGACAAGUGGGAUGAGGCCGCCGGCGAACGCCACGCCAGCAAUGUUCGUCUGUCCCGCUGGGACGACAACACGGAGGCAGGACAGGAGCAUGCCGGGGUGGAGGCGACGGGGAAGCUGAUGGCCCCUUCCUCACAUGGAAGGCAGGGAGCCCUGGACAGCGACGACGCAGAUCUGCGCGCCUCCACCAAGAACAAGGCCACUGCGGGGGAUCGAGAUCUCCACACUUCCUCUGUUACUCCCACUGUGGCUAGUCUGAUCUCCUUUGCCACGAAGGGCGCCGCCGUUCAGCAUCGAAGCGACAGCCCGCCCAAAGAUCAAGUUCGCCUCUCUCUCUCUCUCCGUCUCUUCAACGAAUCGGUGGAUGCCUUCUGCUCUUCACUACCCGACGACCAUGAUUCCGCAUCCAACCUCGCCAGCCCUUGUGAUCGCUAGAAUCCAUGGCCGGGAGGUGCGAGUCGGAUUCGAGUGAGGACCUGCAGCAACCCCCUUUUACAACCGAGCCCUGCCUCCCUAGAUGUAUACCAAAGAGAAGGAGUGAGGGGGGUUUAGAUGUUCUGUCUUGAAGAUGUUAGCUGCCCCUGCAUGGCCAUAGCUUAUUAGUGCCUCCGUCCACCAUCUUUUGAUAAUGAGGCUUGCAAAUUUAAGUAUUGUCCAUUUUGAUAGUGGGAUUCAUACGUGAGUAUCAUUGAGGUACUAAGCAGAUAUGCUUUUACAAUUAUAUAAGGUGUCUUAAGUUAGUAUAUGGAAAGAUUUGUACGUAGUCAUUUUGUGAGGGUGUCACUAUAACUUCCACAAUCUUUACCUUGUCACUUCAUGUUGUAAGCUAAAGUUGCACAUAAUUUAUUGCUUCAUGUUGUAUUUGUG
Messenger RNA from Triticum urartu, 1643 nucleotides. NCBI's taxonomy places the organism in Eukaryota, Viridiplantae, Streptophyta, Magnoliopsida, Poales, Poaceae. The record is from RefSeq and is a predicted model, not a curated record.